AUGGCCUCGGAUGAGAUUACGGGAUACCCUGGCGAUAUUUCUGUUUCCAACAAUGGUAUCAAAGAAGCAGCAGAGGUCAUCAGAGUCCUUGAAGAUGCCCAGGUGCCGUGUUGCAUGGUUGCUGAGCCCGCUCUGAUCUAUUAUGGCACAGGCCGCGUGAUGACGGCCGUCCACAUGCCUUGCACCCCGGAGACCAUCGAGUACAGUCAUAACAGAAUCCCGUACCCAAAGCUGCCAGUUUACACUCAGAGCUUGCUGGACACUCUAAACUUGGUGGACCUUGACGACCUUGUUGACGGGAUGAACCUCACCUACGAAUGGGGCGACGAGAAUCUCGAUCUCGAUCGCGGUCCUGAUGCAAACUGGGGUCGAUGGCGCGCCGAUUUCCUAAGCGAAGGCGCAAAGGCAGAGGAUGAGGAGAUUCCGCAGUGGUGUUUCAACCCACCGAGCUUGCGCACAAUCUGGAGGAAAGCAGUCUCUGCGGAGGCGAAGAGGAACCGGCAGAGCUGGAAGUAUAUGCCUCAUAUGGAAACUAGAUUCAGGAAAUAUGGCCAGCAAGACCCGCGUCUGCGUCCGCGGGCUUACUGUUAA
This is a messenger RNA of Uncinocarpus reesii 1704, 591 nucleotides long. RefSeq lists its product as uncharacterized. Bases 1 to 591 code for a protein of 196 amino acids. Lineage: Eukaryota; Fungi; Ascomycota; Eurotiomycetes; Onygenales; Onygenaceae. The record is from RefSeq and is a predicted model, not a curated record. The transcript is spliced from 2 exons.